AUGGCAGACACAGUCAACUUCUCACACAUUCCAUCAGACAUCUGCUGCAUCGUGGGCCAUGUUGACGUUACCAGCAGAGCAGCGAGGAAGAUCAAGGAAGAGCGAUUUCCACACGCCAAACUCGCCAUGUUCGGUCACGUGGCGCCAGAGGAGACAGAGCACUACAAGAGUGACGAAAAGGCCCUGGGUGUGGGGAGGAAGGAAGCCAGCAUCCAGGACGACCUUGGCAAGGCUGAUGUCGUCUUCUCCGUAGGAGCGCGCAUUCAUCGCCACUUCAACCAGUUUCUCCGUCGGCAUAACGUAGAUCACCACAUCUUCCUACCUGAGCCUUCCGAGGUUUUCAGUCGCGCAGCAGUGAGCUUUUGUGAAGAAGAUGGCGUCCGAAAGCCAGAGAGAGUGAUUCUGUCCAUCGGCAGGGUGCGGAAUGUGGAGAGGCUGAAAGGGCACGACCUGGCGGCUGGAGGCGUAGACAAGGCGGCGCUGCGGCUUGACCAUCUGUACACACUGAGGCUGAGAGUCCGCGGCAUCGAUGAGAACGACUUCAAGGAGAGCAAGAGAAUCCUGGAUGAGAAGCUGAGAUCCGGACGGGUCAAACCCACCCUUCUCCCGUACGGCACUCAGGAGGAGAUCCGCCGAGACAUGGAGAACUGUCACCUGGUCCUGAUGCCGUCCCGGGCCGAACCGUUCGGACUGGUCGGUCUGGAGGCCAUCGCGGCAGGAGUUCCCGUCCUCAUCUCAGAGCACUCGGGCCUUGCAGAGCUGUUAGAGGAGCUAUCAGACAGGCUGGGGCAACCCAAGUUCCGCCACUGUAUCAUCAGGAUGAAGGGAGACACCGCGACCGACGCUGAUGUAGAGAAGUGGGCAGAAAGAAUCGAGGAUGUCAUCAAGAACGCCAGGUCAGAGUUCGCGGAAGCACGCGCCUUCAGGGAGAAACUGCUGGCCUCCAAGUACUGGGAAGAGUCUCACCAGAAGUUCCUACAGGCCUGCGGCAUCACUGCUCACACCUCCAGAGCAACCAUGCCCGUCAGUGCUGAACCAAUAGAGAAACCGGAGCAGAGGCCCCAGGCUGAGACAUUAGAGGAAGACGAGUCCAGAAGUCCAUUGGAGCAGUUCAGUCUGACACAAACCGUGACCCCAACAGCCCCCAUGCCGGCCGGCAAACAAAUGGAAACACCCAUGAAGCCACAGGCAGACAACACGAAGCAUUCAGCUGUAAACGCAGAGGAGAAAGCUACUGACAUGACGGAUGUCGACGAGUCCAGCAAACGGGUAGAAAAGCGCCCCCUGUUGGCUCAGUCAGGAAGAGCGCCUGCGGCCAAGAGCCCGGCCCGGCUGCUGCAACAGGAAGAAAUAGAACUGGAGGAGCUGGCUGCAGUUACAGAGGAAACCCGCCUGUCGCCAGCCGGGGAGGAGCAGGGGGAAACAGGAGAAACCCAGACUGUCGGGGACAGGGCCUGCUGCCCAGCUGCCCGCAUUGUACAUGCUCUGUGUUGUAGGUAG
Messenger RNA from Branchiostoma belcheri (Belcher's lancelet), 1500 nucleotides. RefSeq lists its product as uncharacterized. Gene Ontology annotation, biological process: proteolysis; apoptotic process. Gene Ontology annotation, cellular component: cytoplasm. NCBI's taxonomy places the organism in Eukaryota, Metazoa, Chordata, Leptocardii, Amphioxiformes, Branchiostomatidae. The record is from RefSeq and is a predicted model, not a curated record. Bases 1 to 1500 code for a protein of 499 amino acids. The transcript has 3 exons.